This is a messenger RNA of Octodon degus (degu), 2198 nucleotides long. It is a transcript of the gene Ccr4, whose product is annotated as C-C motif chemokine receptor 4. Gene Ontology annotation, biological process: inflammatory response; immune response; G protein-coupled receptor signaling pathway. Lineage: Eukaryota; Metazoa; Chordata; Mammalia; Rodentia; Octodontidae. Gene Ontology annotation, cellular component: membrane. The record is from RefSeq and is a predicted model, not a curated record. The coding region runs from base 74 to 1159 and encodes 361 amino acids. Gene Ontology annotation, molecular function: C-C chemokine receptor activity. The transcript is spliced from 2 exons.
CCCAGAGCCACCUUAGAGAAGCAGCCUUCUGCUUACACCCAGACCAUCCUCGAGGAGCUGGUAGACUUGAAAAAUGAACCCCACUGACACAGCAGACACCACUGUGGAUGGAAAUAUGUAUAACAGUUACUACCUCUAUGAAAGCAGUAUGCCCAGGCCUUGUGACAAAAAAGGCGUCAAGGCUUUUGGGCAGCUCUUCCUGCCUCCUCUUUACUCCUUGGUCUUUCUGUUUGGUCUGCUUGGAAAUUCCGUGGUGGUUGUGGUCCUGUUCAAGUACAAGCGGCUCAGGUCCAUGACUGACGUGUACCUGCUCAACCUGGCCAUCUCGGAUCUGCUCUUUGUGCUCUCCCUCCCGUUCUGGGGCUACUAUGCUGCGGACCAGUGGGUCUUUGGGCUCGGUCUGUGCAAGAUGAUUUCCUGGAUAUACCUGGUGGGCUUUUAUGGUGGCAUCUUCUUCAUCAUGCUCAUGAGCAUCGACAGAUAUCUGGCCAUUGUGCACGGGGUGUUUUCAAUGAGGGUGAGGACCUUUACCUACGGGGUCCUCACCAGCUUGGCCACGUGGGCUGUGGCAGUGUUCGCCUCUCUUCCUGGACUUCUCUUCAGCACUUGCUUCACUGAGCAUAACUACACCUACUGCAAAACCAGGUACUCUGCAAACUCCACCACGUGGAAAGUUCUGAGCUCCCUGGAGAUCAACAUUCUAGGACUGGUGAUCCCCUUGGGGAUCAUGCUGUUCUGCUACUCCAUGAUCAUCAAGACCUUGCAGCGUUGUAAAACCAAGAAGAGGAACAGAGCGGUGAAGAUGAUCUUUGCUGUGGUGGUUCUCUUCCUGGGCUUCUGGACGCCCUACAACAUUGUGCUCUUCCUGAACACCCUGGUGGAACUGGAAGUCCUUCAGGGCUGCACCUUGGAGAAGUACCUGGACUUCGCUGUCCAGGCCACAGAAACCCUGGCUUUUGUUCACUGCUGCCUUAAUCCGAUCAUCUACUUUUUUCUGGGGGAGAAGUUUCGUAAGUAUAUUGUACAGCUCUUCAAAACCUGCAGGGGCUCUUUUGCACCCUGCCAAUACUGUGCACUCCUCCAGAUUUACUCUGCUGACACAUCCAGCUCCUCUUACACCCAGUCUACCACGGAUCAUGAGCUCCAUGAUGGCUUGUAGACACAAAAGCGCAAAGCACAGAAUUAAUGACCUUUCUACAUUCAGAGCUUACUUAAAAUUGUGUUUUAGUAAGAGGGCCCUGAGCAGGUAUCCUGAGCAGGGCUGGCAUGCACAGCCGAAGGUGUGCUGCUCGCCUUGCAGUCAGCUUUUCCUCUUCUGAUAGUCGGGGUCAGCCCUGUCAGGAGACACCUGAACUGAGCAGCCUUCCUCACCCCUGGCCUGCCUUCAGGAAGUGCAGAUCUCAAGAAAAUGCUGAGUGGUUUCAAUGAAGACAUGGAAAAUACUGAAAGAGAAAGACCAUUCCCUGUAACCCAAGCCGAAGGGGCUCUCCAGAGGGAAAUGGACCCUGGAAUUUCUAGCUUUUGUGAAACAAUGUGGAAAACUUUGACAUGGCUGUUUUAGUAUUUUUUAAAUAAUAUAUCUAAAGGCAUAUUCUGUGGAGCCAGAUGUAUACCGAAAGCAUUUGUGAAAUCAUGAACCUAUAUUUCAAUCCUUUUCUUAUGAAGGAUUAUUUGUUAAUUGAAGGCAAACUUUCUCUGCUGAUUGCAAGUGUAAGGAUACGAAAAUAUUAGUGUGGUCUCAUUUCUAAAUGUAAAAUAUAAGGCAUCUAAGAUCCAAACACUUGUUGAAACCCAAACAUAAUUGCAUUUUCAUGUGGACAUGUUUUGUUCUAAUUAUAAUAGUUGAAUAUUCAACCCUAAAAAUAAUAUUGGGGGUGUUGGGGAGAUAGUUCCGUGGCUUAAGUAUCUGCCUGGUAAGUACAAGGUCCUGAGUUUGAUGCCUGGUACUGUCCCCGUCCCCCAGUAAUAAUAUACAGGGGGCUAGGAGUAUCGCUCAGCAGCACAGUACUUGCCUAAGUAGUGCGGGGCCCUGGGUUUAGUUCCCAGCAUCACAAAUAAUAAUGGCUUAGAAUGUAUUUAUCUAGGUUUUUUAUUUCUUUAUAAAUAUAGCCUUCAAAAUUAAAAAUAAAGCAUGCUAAUAAAGUAAAAUACCUCCCUAAUCAUUUUGAAGUGCCAUCAGUUAAGGUGAGAAUAAUUUA